CUCUCUCUCUCUCUUCGAUCUCGUCCAUAAAUGGAGGCGGUUGCUGCGCGCUCAUAAUUAUCAAUCAUUCACGGUCGAGUUUUCGCAAGUCCUCCCUUCCUCUAGCUUCGUUCGGCUCAAGCUUUAUCAAUUCAAUCUUCUUCAUCAAGUAAGUGGAAGCUCCGACGUCAGAACCAAACUCACCGCAAUUGUUAUUGCUUCCUAGCUCGUUCUAAGGUUCUUUUCUUUUCUUUCAUGGUAAUACCAGAAAACAAAAGAAAAGAAAAUGUUUGACUCUUGGUUAAAGGGAAAGUUCUUUUCCAAAUGCAAGGCGGGAAUCAAGCUGACCAAGACUCGGGUAGAUUUGAUACGGAGAAAGAGGAAUGCAAUGCAGAAGUAUUUAAGGAAUGAUAUCGCGGACCUUCUCAAGAAUGAUUUAGAUAUGAAUGCAUAUGAAAGGUGUGAAGAUUUUCUGGUUGAACUCAACCACUCGAGGUGUUAUGAUCUAAUGGAUCAGUACUGUGAACAGAUCUCAAACAAUCUUCCAAUCAUGAGUAAACAGAGGGAAUGCCCUGAGGAUUGCAAGGAAGCCGUGUCGACUUUGAUGUUUGCAGCAGCAAGAUUUGGUGACGUUCCAGAAUUGCGCCAUCUGAGAACCGUAUUUGCUGAGAGAUAUGGCAAUGCCCUCGAUUGUUUCGUUAACAAAGAGUUUGUUGAAAAGCUCAAGUCUAGGAAACCAUCCAAAGAUAUGAAGCUUCAGUUGAUGCAAGUUAUAGCAUCUGAGUGGGGUAUAGACUGGAAUUCAAAGGCCUUGGAGCAGAAGUUGUAUAAACCACCUACAAUUGAACAAGAGUCGUUCAUGAAUUGCAAUGAUCAAGAAGCAUACAAGUUAGAUGAAAAAGCUGAGAAGAAAGGAGAGAAUCAUCAUCUUUCCAAUAGAAAUCCUGAAAAAGAAUCUGAGGUUCCAGUCUAUCAUAACCCAAUCCCCCCUCCCUACACUAAAUCACGAGAAGAAAAAAUGAAAGGUGCUUUGGGCAGGGAUGUUGAUGAACAAAAAGACAGUGAUGAUAAAGAAGCCAGGCCAAAGCCAAAAUCAGUUAGGAGGAUACGAACCCACCGGGCACUUAGUGAUGAGAAAGUGGGUUCAAGAGAUGAACACAGCAAUCAGCGAGAUGAAGAGAUGAAGAAGUUGGACUCACUUUUGGAACAUUACAGCAGAAAAAACAGUGCAGGUGGUAAACCAGACACAGAAACAAAGCCAUCAUAUGAACAAAAUGAAGCUAGUAGCUCCAGCAGAAUCCCAAGCCGAAGAUCAGUAGAUGUCCCUCCAAGUAGAUCAGCCUCCCUCCCAACCGAAACCCAACAAUCAAGUCCAACCGAACUUUCAAAAGGGCAUUUUAGAUCGGCUUCAUAUCACGUUGAGACGUGUAAUCCAAAAGGACAUGUCCAUCCAAAGCUGCCAGAUUAUGAUGACCUCGUAGCUCUGUUGGCAGUUGCCAGAGCAAGCAUGAAAGAAUGAUAUGCAGUUCUUGCUGCAGAAUGUUAAUGUUCUUAGCCUUACCUAGUUCGAUUCUUUAAUUUGUUUGCAUGAUAGGCCUUAUCAUCAGGAAUCAUUGUAAGUAAACAUGUCAUCUGUACAAAAGCUCGAUCAGAUUCUAUA
This is a messenger RNA of Ipomoea nil (Japanese morning glory), 1639 nucleotides long. RefSeq lists its product as uncharacterized. The transcript is spliced from 7 exons. The record is from RefSeq and is a predicted model, not a curated record. Lineage: Eukaryota; Viridiplantae; Streptophyta; Magnoliopsida; Solanales; Convolvulaceae. Gene Ontology annotation, biological process: protein transport. The coding region runs from base 266 to 1498 and encodes 410 amino acids.